AGGUGAAGAAUCGGAGCAGAGAAGAAACUAUGGACGCAGGUGUAGUAGCCGCCCCCAUAGAUGCAAGCGCAGAGAAUAAGGUUCACAACGAUGUUAUGCUUUUCAAUUACUGGACCUACGACGAUGUUCAGAUCAAUGACAUCUCUGUUGAGGAUUACAUCACAGCAACUACUUCCAAGCAUCCAGUUUAUAUGCCACACACAGCUGGUAGAUACCAGGCUAAGCAUUUCAGGAAGGCCCAGUGCCCAAUUGUUGAGAGGCUCACCAACUCUCUUAUGAUGCAUGGACGGAACAACGGAAAGAAGCUAAUGGUUGUCCGCAUCAUCAAGCUAAUGGAGAUCAUUCAUUUGUUGACUGACCAGAACCCAAUUCAAGUCAUUGUUGAUGCUGUCAUCAACAGUGGGCCAAGGGAAGAUGCAACUCGUAUUGGUUCAGCUGGUGUUGUAAGGCGUCAGGCUGUUGAUAUUUCUCCACUUCGCCGUGUUAACCAGGCAAUUUAUUUGCUGACAACUGGUGCACGUGAGAGUGCUUUCAGGAACAUCAAGACCAUAGCUGAGUGUCUUGCGGAUGAACUCUCAAUGCUGCCAAGGGUUCUUCAAACAGCUAUGCGAUUAAAAAGAAGGAUGAGAUUGAGAGGGUUGCCAAGGCCAACCAUUGAAGAGGUCGAUAUUGGAGUUUACAAGACAGCUAAGGAUCUUGUGGCUUGUGGAUUCUUCCAGUGGUAUGAUCCGGAAUUUCCUGGCCAAUCAAAGGUGAUAAUUCUUGGCUUACAGAAGGAUAAAAUGGAACUUGAGGCUGAAUUGAAGAAGAAGAAAAAUUUAAGAUGUUGCUUAUUAUUAGUAUAUGUUUCAAUGUGUAUUUUUGGUUAUUCAUAUGCUAGGAAGUAUUGUGUAAUCUGA
Messenger RNA from Nicotiana attenuata, 899 nucleotides. RefSeq names its product 40S ribosomal protein S5-like. Gene Ontology annotation, biological process: ribosomal small subunit assembly; translation. The transcript is spliced from 5 exons. The record is from RefSeq and is a predicted model, not a curated record. The coding region runs from base 30 to 899 and encodes 289 amino acids. Gene Ontology annotation, molecular function: rRNA binding; structural constituent of ribosome; mRNA binding. Lineage: Eukaryota; Viridiplantae; Streptophyta; Magnoliopsida; Solanales; Solanaceae. Gene Ontology annotation, cellular component: cytosolic small ribosomal subunit; ribosome.